This is a messenger RNA of Verticillium alfalfae VaMs.102, 1782 nucleotides long. RefSeq lists its product as hypothetical. The coding region runs from base 1 to 1782 and encodes 593 amino acids. Gene Ontology annotation, cellular component: nucleolus; cytoplasm. Gene Ontology annotation, molecular function: mRNA binding. The record is from RefSeq and is a predicted model, not a curated record. The transcript has 5 exons. Gene Ontology annotation, biological process: positive regulation of translation; nuclear-transcribed mRNA catabolic process, nonsense-mediated decay. NCBI's taxonomy places the organism in Eukaryota, Fungi, Ascomycota, Sordariomycetes, Glomerellales, Plectosphaerellaceae.
AUGCAGGACAGCCAGGCCUCCCGCAAGGCCAACGGUGUUCUGCCCAUGCCUGCAAACUCGUCUGCCACCGACGCGCCGAGCGCAUCACGGUCCAACAAGAGCAAGACGCCCGUCGAAGGCGACAAGGUGUCGCAAGACCCGGCCAAGUCGUCAAGGCCCGGUCGGCUAUACCUGCACGUCAAGAAGCGCGAAAGCCUGGCGGAGCUCGACGAGAUUGUCCAGACGAGGACCUGGGAGGACGCCAAGCUCACCCAUAACAACCCAUGCCUCGUUGGGCCGCCAUCCCUAGAAUACUGCAUCUACAAGAAGAUCCCCGGCGCCAGGAAACGAUCCGACGCCAGGCAGGGGACGAUCGACCAAGAUCCAGAGUUUAUGAGUUACCUCCUGUCUCUGACCAACCCGGAGACCGAGAAGGAAGGCGAGACAGGCGAAGAUCCGUCAGCGGGAGAGAGCAAGCCGGACACCAAGGUCACGACUACGCCUCUCAUCGAGUACAUCAAGGAGAAGAAGGCGAACAGGGCGAAGGAGGCCGCUGCAGCAAAGAGCGCUAAGCAUGCUCGCCAGGAAUCCCAGAGCACCAAGAACAGCAAGGCCAACGCUGACGACGGCAAAAAGUCCAAGAGAGACAGGGACGGCAAAUCCAACAAGUCGCCCGAAAAGCCGAAGGAGACGGUGCGCAUCCUGACGAAAAAGGCGACGGCUGAGGCGGCCAAGGCUGCGGAGAGUGCGGCGAGCCAAAUCAACGAGGCCACGGCGGCGGCAGCUUCCUCUUCUGAGGCCCCGAAGAGCCGACGGGCUAACAUUGCGGCCGCCGCACGUCUUCUUCAGAGGGAUCUUGGCCUGAGUCCGGGAAGCGCUCAUAGGAGGGCGCGACUCAACGCAGCCAAGACAGAGGCCGAAUCCAAGACGUCGUCUAUCAAGGAGGCCAGCACGGCAGCGAGCGAAGCGACGCCAGCAGCCAGCUCAUCCACGCCUAGCCCAGCCACGGCUGCCCAGUCGGCCGAGAAGCCAGCUACCCCGACUGCCCCCAAGUCAGGCCGCUCGCGCCGGGGUGGCGGCGGUGGGAAGAAUUCGGCUGAAGCAAAGAACAAGGGGGCGGAAAAUACCACCGCACCGGCCGCCUCCGCACCAGCAAAGACGCCAGUUGUCCUCCUGCGGAAGAAGGAAACUGCUCCGGCACCGCAAGCAGCCGCCGCCACCACCGCAGCAACAACGACAAGCGAGACAGCGACACCUGCAGCAGCAGCCGCCGCCGCCGCCGCGGGCCCAAAUCGGCCUCGACACCCACAGGGCGUGACCGAGGCCCUGCUCAAGGCGACCCUCGAGACGUUUGGCGUUGUCACCUUUGUCGAGAUCGACCGCCGCAAGGGCUUCGCGUACGUCGACUUUGCCGACCACGCGUCGCUCGUCAGGGCCAUCACCGGCAGUCCCGUCACCGUGGCCCAGGGCACUGUGCAGGUGCUCGAGCGAAAGGAGAAGAAGCCGGCUGGCGGAGGUGGCGGUGGCGGUGGCGGUGGCACAGCAGCGGCAGCAUCGUCCUCAGCAGCCGCAUCAGGAACAGGAACGGCAGCGCCAGCCGCGUCGACGACGACUGCCACCCCCGCGGCUUCGUCAUCGUCGGGCCCUGCAGAAAAGACGGAGCACACGGGGUCUGGAGAGAUAUCCCGGUGGCCCCCUUUCGAACAGGCACUGCCACAAAGCAGCAGCAGCAGCGUCGAUACACCAACGUCGAGUCAGAUUCACUCGCAUGUGAGCCGAGUCUCUGGCACUCUAGGCGGUUGA